AUGGAAUCGUUACGGGGACCGUAUAUGGAUAUUCUUAUCUGUGAUGACUGGCAUAAAAUAUGUGCAACAUUGGACGAAACAGCACUGGUCUUAAGCCUACCGACUGAUUCAAAUUUUAACGCAAGCAGCGAAACACGUCGCGUAAGAAUCGUCAAACAUGACGGAAGUGGACUUGGCAUUAGUAUUAAAGGUGGACGUGAUAAUAAUAUGCCAAUUUUAAUAAGUAAAAUUUUCAAAGGAAUGGCUGCUGAUUUAACAGGUCAACUAUUUGUCGGAGAUGCUAUAAUUGCGGUGAAUGGUGAAUCUUUAUGUGAAGCAACACAUGAUGAAGCAGUAAGAAUACUGAAAAAAGCGGGUCGUAUAGUCGACUUACAUGUACAAUUCAUGCGAGAUAUAUGUCUAAGAAGGGACAAUAUACUGGAAAAGAUACCGUGGGAUGAGGAAAUGCAUGGUUAUGUCAGAACUAUCAGUUUGAAACUUGCCUACGUCUCUCGGAUGAGUUUGAUCCAUAACGAUCCAGAGGGACGAAUGUUCGAAAUUAGAUCACCUUCUUCGAGAUAUUCCUUAACAUUCAGGUGUGAUAGCUUAGCAGAAGCGGAUGCGUGGUUCGAAAGUAUUCAUAAUUGUGCAUCUAGCUUACUUACCCAAGCUUUAGCCCAAGUAAAUCUGAUGCUUGGACAAAACCCACAAGUGAAGCGAAUGGGAUGGAUGGCCGAACAAGUAAAAAUUUUGAAUGGUGUUAUUUCGUGGAAGGCAGUAUUUGCAGCAUUAACAAAUAACGAUCUUCUUUUUUACGAUUGUGUGCCUAUAUUAAAAUCCGAAUGGGCUUGUCCAAGAAUAACACGUCCUCUUAUUGCAACUCGUGUUGUCCAAACAACCUCAAGGACAGCGCCUGUAAUAGCGGGUCUCUCCGAUAUCAUAUCGUUUACAACCCGAACUGGUACACAGCAAGGUGUUCGUUCUCACGUUUUUCGCGUUGAAACUCAUCGUGAGUUGGCUGCAUGGGUGAAAAGUAUAGUGAGAUGCACAUAUGAAGCUUGUAAUGAAAUCAAUCAAGUAUCUUGUCCAUGUGCAUGGCACGAUGAACAAUGUGAUUUGAUUUUGCAUCUUGAGAAGGGAAUCAGUUUGAUUGGACAAGAUGGUCAGAUACGAUGGCAUUUUCCGUUUGAAGCGAUUCGAGCUACUGGUGAUGAUGGUCACCGAUUUUUAUGGAUUGACUUUGGCCCUCCGAAUGGAGAACAAGAAAUCGAUCUUCUUUCAUCGCCUAAACCCGUCGUAUUCAUUUUGCAUUCAUUUCUUGCCACAAAAGUCUUUUCUCUUGGUCUCUACGCUUAG
Molecule: messenger RNA, 1335 nt
Organism: Dracunculus medinensis (Guinea worm)
Lineage: Eukaryota; Metazoa; Nematoda; Chromadorea; Rhabditida; Dracunculidae
Source: the annotation of a GenBank genome assembly